Messenger RNA from Oncorhynchus kisutch (coho salmon), 828 nucleotides. Its product is annotated as SRA stem-loop-interacting RNA-binding protein, mitochondrial. The record is from RefSeq and is a predicted model, not a curated record. NCBI's taxonomy places the organism in Eukaryota, Metazoa, Chordata, Actinopteri, Salmoniformes, Salmonidae. The transcript has 4 exons. Bases 216 to 494 code for a protein of 92 amino acids. Gene Ontology annotation, molecular function: RNA binding.
AGAGGGUCGUCGAAGAAGGCAUAUGAGGUGUUUGUGUCUAAAAUACCAAGGACCCUUGCAAGCAGUGUUGGUAGUGUUUUGUUAGGCAGGGAACUUUUGUGGGCGCUAGCCACGUGUGCUACUUUCACCUCAACCAGCUUUUCUCUGCCUUUGCAACAGUGCUCAUUUGGUAUUGAUUUUAUUGAUUGCUAAAUUAUCAGGCUUAUUGUAUCCUAAUGAUAUGGGGUUUGCAUGUCAAAGAGAUGGCUACUAUAGAGGAGAUGAAGGACUACUUUGGGCAGUUUGGUCAAGUCAAGAAAUGCCUUGUUCCCUUUGACAAAGAGACAGGCUUCCACAGAGGCUUCUGCUGGAUCGGCCACACGUCCGAGGAAGGCCUGAAUAAUGCUCGCCAGAAAGACCCACACGUACUGGAGGGAUCCACGCUUCAAGUUGAAAGAAACAGAAAAGUGUUUUUGGGGCAGAAAACAAACAAAGAGGUGGUGGAGAAAAGCUGAGGGUGUUUGUAUAUAUGAGGGGUGAAUUCAAUACCUAUGGAAACAGAACUAGGCCACCCAACAGUAUUAUUUUUCCCCCCCUUCAUAGUAGUAUGUCUUCAUAUAUUUAUUGUAAUUUAUCGAAAUAAAGAGACACAAUGUUUGUUUUGCAUGGAUGAAGGAAGUGUUUAUUUUUAUAUCUGUUAGUAAUUGCAUAUUAAUCCUUACUAAGCUAACAUAUGGAAUUGUUUCAAGAUGGUCAUACCAAGGAUCAUUUAGCUAUUUGAUUUGGAAUUUUAGGAGACCUUAGGGUAUAUAAGAAAUAUCCCAAAAUGAUUUGGUGAAACGUUGAAUU